This is a messenger RNA of Pseudo-nitzschia multistriata, 1675 nucleotides long. The record is from the annotation of a GenBank genome assembly. Lineage: Eukaryota; Bacillariophyta; Bacillariophyceae; Bacillariales; Bacillariaceae.
CGAGUUAUUUUUGAUGGGUCUGAGAAGAUGGCUGGGUAAGUCCAGYGGAAUCAAAUUUAAAAUGAUAGGAAAUGAAAUCGUGUCACCUACGAGGUACCCUGAUCUCUCAACAUCGUACCAAAACUUCGUGAACACACGUAUUGUAUCGUUGGAAGUGCCAUAACGGGAGGUUUCAAACAAGGCAGCAACCAAGUAGAGUAAGGGCUGAGCAGAACCCAGUGCUGACAAGAAUUUAUUAUCCGGAGCAUUGUUGGUGGCAAUACCUGUCCAGAAACGAUACGGUAAGAACGGACGUUGACAAUGGCGAGCGACUUCUACUGUGGAGCGGGCUGUAACAGCAUUGGAGGAGAACUGAUUGGCCUGGCCAACAUAACACCAAAACCUUCUGCUGUGUUUUCUACGUCGUCGUCAGGCUCGGCUCUAUCGAGUUUCGAUGGCGAUGGCAGCGGCGAUAGUGACGAUGCCACCCAUGAUGUCGGCAGCUGCGAAGAAGUAUACCGAGGGCAGCAACGAGGAUUAAACUCGAUUUUGUCAACCAAUAGAGCGACAUCGCCGCAUUUGACUCGCAACAAAGARAAACCAAUUCUUUAUUUGUSGAAACACCGKAUGGCAGAACUAUGUUUCGUGCAUAUUAUCCUGUUCGUUUUGAUCACCUUCUACAUUCAAACUUCCAAUAGGAUAGAGUUCCAAGCAACAAUCGGUGUCGGCACUCAAAGUGGAGUAGCAGCGACAUUGACCACCACCUCAAACUCAACUACCYUGACAUCUACAGAUAACAAGGACUGCAUCUAUGUCCCGGGGGGAGGCUUUAGUGGAUUCUGGUUUUCUCUGGGAAGACUCCAAUCCCUAGAAAACCCACAAAACGAACAAUUCGUGUGUUAUUCUGCGGGAUGCCUGGGAGUGUUCUCCAUUUUGUGGAACCAAUUCGAAAAUGAAAUUAACAGGAGCGACGAUAAAAAUAGUCAACAAUACGAAAGCUUAUACGAGAACGCCCGCGCGGUUCAAGUAGAGUGGCAAAAGGGAUACUUGCACCGGUAUCGAGUUGUCGAAACCUUUAUCGAUGCACUCUUGGAUCCGUUGGUAAAGGCCGACGAAUCGACGUCCSAAGCCUUUCUAGAAAUCGCUCACAAGACUAUGCAUAUUGCUACCACCGUGUUUGACGAAAACGCAUCUUUGAUUCCCAAAGCCACUAUGCAGCGACCAAAGGACGUAGCGAGCCUAAARCGAAUGCUCUUACAAACCACAUGGAUCCCCCUCGCCACUGGACMUUCUUGGACCCACAAGGGGCACAUGGACGGAGCGUUUUCUAUGAUCCAACACCCACACUGCCGCAAAAAGGUGGGGCUGGCGACRUCGGUAAUGGUCACCACAAACCGUUCUUCCAACACAUCGAUGCCGCCGUCGUUGUAUGAAUCCUUUGAAAAAUCGGCAAUCCUAUGGAMGAAUGUUCUCAACGUUAAUCUCAACAAGCGGGAUGUCGAGCGAUUAUGGARCUUUGGGUUAGAAUAUGGGGUGUGAUGAUCAAAAGCAAUAACAAACGCAUGCGCAAACGGAGGCAUCAUCGUUUUCGAUAUUGCAUGUAUCGCAGCAUGCGAUACGAAGCCGUAGUAGACGAUAGCAACAAGUCGAUGGACAGAUAUAGAGAUACUUUGUAUAUGUGCCACAUUUCAUAUGC